AUGGUGGUUGCUAGUGCCCACAACCAGUGCCUUGUGAAGGAUAUCCGUCUGAAGAUUGGUGAGGCAAUAAUGACACACAAGACCUGUGCACCUCUCCCUGCAGUCCCUCACGCCGAAAGGACUCCCUCUUCUGGUCCCUUGCCUGUAGGACACACCCUCAACUACAUAUCGUGCUCGAUGGGCUACUUUCCGUUCGGUUACCCUUACACUUCCUGUCAGGAUGAUGGGAAAUGGUCGGACAUCACCUUUAAAUGCAUUAAAGACCAAUGCUUUCAUAACGGUAACUACAGAGCAGAUCGUUGGUGCUACUACUUUGGGAAUAUCACAAUGAACUCUACUGCAGCUCAAGAUUUCUGUUCCGCCAGAAACAUGCAUUUGGUCCGUAUUGAGACACAGUUGGAAUGGCAAACCUUGCAGCCACUUCUUGUCGAUAGUUACUGGACGGCUGGUUACGCCACCGUCUUGAAUGAGACCAAUAACAUCACAGCCUUCUACUGGGGACCAGGGAAUGAUACAGAUGUAAUAACGUUCUUUUCCUGGGCGCCUGGACAGCCAGACGAUCCGUCAAUUGAGUCCGACAUUACAGUUAAUAGCACUGGCUGGUAUGACGAGAGGGAGGAUGUUGAGAUAUACGCACUGUGUGAAGAUGACGGGGGCAUAAGCUAGAAAUACACCCGCUUAUAUCAUUAAUGAUUUAUCAAAGGCACGCGGAUUUCUAAUAUAGGAAUUGUCAAUAUCAUUUACUAUAGUAAGUACACGGUGUGCCCCC
Molecule: messenger RNA, 769 nt
Organism: Ostrea edulis (European flat oyster)
Lineage: Eukaryota; Metazoa; Mollusca; Bivalvia; Ostreida; Ostreidae
Exons: 5
Coding region: 1-666 (221 amino acids)
Source: RefSeq, a predicted model, not a curated record